AUGACUGGCCGACGCCGUUUCAACUGCAUCUCCAACGAUAUGGAACUGCAAUUUGGAAAACAGACGUACAUGAUGACGCUGCAGGAAUAUCGAGGCCAAUUCCUCCCGGAGUCACAUCAUCUCGUUAGAUACGUCGAUGAUGUUUUCCGCAAAUUAAUCCUCUCGGGCCAACCGCAGCUGGGUGAAGAAGACGCGAUGCUUAAGAACCUGAAGUGGAAGGUGCAUGUUAUCAACUCGCCUGAGAUGAAUGCGUUUGUGUUGCCUGGUGGAAACGUCUUCGUGUUCACCGGCAUUCUACCGAUCUGCCGAGAUAGAGACGGCCUCGCUGCGGUCCUGGGUCAUGAGAUCGCACAUGUCCUCGCCCAUCACCCAGCCGAGCGCAUGAGUUCGAAUAUCAUAGUGAUUGUUACGGCACUGGCGGCAUCAAUGCUGUUUGACGUGUCGCAAAAUUUGUCGUCAAUGAUUUUAAAUCUGAUGCUUGCCUUGCCGAAUUCAAGGGCGCAGGAGUCGGAGGCGGAUGAAAUUGGCCUCAUGAUGAUGGCAAAGAGCUGUUUUAAACCCGAAGCUGCCGCUGGAUUAUGGAGCCGGAUGCACCAGGCUGAGAAAGCAGCGCCUCCCCAGUUGUUGUCGACGCAUCCUUCGAGCCGGAGACGGAUGGAAGCAAUUCAGAAAUUGCUCCCGCAAGCAAAUAUUGCAUAUGAUGAUAGCGGAUGUGGACUUACAGGGCGAUAUGCCGAGAGCUUUGGACAGACAUUCAGACCCUUUUGGUAGAGAGGCGUGUGGAUAGCUGAUGACUUGGACUAUCCUUGGGUAUUUUGCAUAGGAAAUAUCUGUAGCUACAACGUGUACAAUAAGUCAAUAGUCAUCUACACUCUCCUGAGCUGUACAGAGUAUGGAGUAUUUGAUAUUGUAAUUAUUGUAAUAUCCACGGU
Histoplasma capsulatum G186AR is the source of this 932-nucleotide messenger RNA. RefSeq names its product mitochondrial metalloendopeptidase OMA1. The record is from RefSeq and is a predicted model, not a curated record. Bases 1 to 771 code for a protein of 256 amino acids. The transcript has 8 exons. Gene Ontology annotation, cellular component: mitochondrial inner membrane. Gene Ontology annotation, biological process: mitochondrial protein processing; protein quality control for misfolded or incompletely synthesized proteins. NCBI's taxonomy places the organism in Eukaryota, Fungi, Ascomycota, Eurotiomycetes, Onygenales, Ajellomycetaceae. Gene Ontology annotation, molecular function: metalloendopeptidase activity.